This is a messenger RNA of Mytilus californianus (California mussel), 896 nucleotides long. RefSeq lists its product as uncharacterized. Lineage: Eukaryota; Metazoa; Mollusca; Bivalvia; Mytilida; Mytilidae. The transcript has 4 exons. Bases 178 to 567 code for a protein of 129 amino acids. The record is from RefSeq and is a predicted model, not a curated record.
UCUUCUGAAGAAGCUACUGCAAUAUGGUCAGUGGAUAAAUCAGUUGUCAAUUCUGCUGGGAUUAUACACACGGUACACAACAGAACAAUUGCAUUACAAAUUUAUAAUAAGACUAUCUACUGUGAAGGAUAUAUUGCAAAUUUGUCAAUAAAUUCUGGGAAAGCAGGAACAUAUGUCAUGAGCAUUCAAAACGACUUUGGUGAGACAAGGCAAGCGUUUAGUGUGGAUGUUUUUCAAGCUAAAGGUUUGACAACUACGUUUGACUUCCGAUCUGUCAUAAUUGGCAUUACAGUUGUAGGAAUAUUCAUAUUAAUUAUAACAGUUACGGUAAUUCUGAUGAAAGGAAGAGGUUCUAAUAUAGUACAUAUAGUUGGUCCCCAUGAACUGUCUAGAAUUCCAAUAUACCAUUCAGCACCGUCAUCGGAACCUGUUGUUCACAUAUAUGAUGACGCGAUACCUGGGUAUCUUGAAGUAAUUGACAACCACUCGGAAAAUGAAGACAAAGAAAGUGAUGAAACAUCUACCAACACGAUAAGCAAUGCACAUGUUUAUGAAGAUGUCGAUUAAUUUAUGUAUGUGGAUAUCUCGUUUGUCAAAGACUGUUAUCAAAAAGUACUUCUCUAUCUUGCUCACAUUGACUUUCAUAGUGUUCUACAUCAGUGCCAUGACAGUUGAUGAUAUCAAGACAAAGUUACACCAAGAAAGCAUUAGUGCUAUUGUUUUGUUUCGUGUUCUGUUUUGUUUUUGAGAGAGAACAACCAUCGGCUCUUUUGAACAGGUUCAUUUAUGGUCAAAAAACUAAUUUUUGAAACCAAAUGCGUUACAGAAAAUCAACUCAAGAGUUACUUUGUAAUGUUUUUUUGGCAGAUUUCUUUUGUCAUUUGGUAUGUAACAUU